AUGGAGGCCGCUCCGCUUACUCUUGCCCACACCCACGCACGAAAUGCGGUGCUCGAGACCCGGAAAGCUAAUCCUGUCGCAGCGAGUGAAGAGCAUGAUCUUGCCGCUGGCGAAUUUGCAGCAGCAGCUCACAACAGCACCGACCAGGAGGCUCUGCGGACCCUUCAACUGCUCGAACAACACCAUAAAAAACUGGCUGAGAUCCUGAGGUUUCAACACGAACAUCCUGCCCAUACACCAGACGCGCAGGGUGCUACAGCCUCUCCGAACCCGGUUACUCCAUCCUCUACGGAUGCUGGAAAUACGAAGGCGGGUGUUCCCUCUAACCAGGAUGCCCAAAGCCAACCCCCAAGGCUUCCCGGAAAUCCUCGUAUGUUAAGCCGAGAGUCAUCAUCAAUCGCUAGUAACUUAGCAUCAGCUCGAGGUAUUCCAUCUCAACCCCGUGGAUCGCCAGCCUCACCAACACUCUCAGCACACCAAGCUGGAGCUAAAAUGUCAGAGGGGCCAUCGAAAAUCAGGACCGGAGAGGCACGAUUGCGGGAUGUCCCCAAUAGGCAGCGCUCUAACCGAACAACAACAGCUAGACAGCCCUGGUCGCCUCCAUUGCCCAGCCCCACCGAUGUUACCGCUCAACAAGUCGUUCCUUCGGAGUCCAGCGAGGCUUCGCAUCGUAAAACGAAACCCCCGGCAGCCGACGAGCCAUUCCAACGAUUCUAUUCUACGUUCGAGGGACUCAUCUCCAAAAUAUCCGCACCCCUGGCAUUUGCAGGCCUACCUCUUGGAACAGGAGACGCUGGACAACAGCCCGGCACCUCAAAUCGCAAGUCUUCUGCCGAGACGAAGCUGGAUUAUCAACACGCGACUUCCGAUAAAGGUAACACAUUCGCUGAGCCAGAUGUGAACCGUCUAUUCUCCAGGGCUGCAUUGCGAUCGAUUCGGGAGAAUCCAGGGGCUUUUACCGGGAAUACGGCAGAGUCCUUUUAUGUUGUCCCUACAACCGGUGGAACGAUGUCCUAUGCAGGUAUCCUGACACGAGCCGAGAAAGAAGGGCGCCGAAGCAGCUUAGAUGAAGGCGAGGAUGAUUUUGUGGACGCACGAGAAACCCCAUCCUCACCCGAGAUGCGCCAGAGCGCCGGUAGCUCCAACAACCGGGCCAAGCGCCAAGGCACUGGAGACAAACUUACGAGCCUGCAAAAUCCUAAGACCCUGGAAGAACUUCAAAUGGAGAAUCAAGCACUGAAGCAUUUGUCUGAUGAGCUCUCGAAACGACUUCAUAUGUGGGAAGUCAAUGCACAAUCAUCUUCUAUGGCUUUACAGCAAUCAUUGCGAGCAAUUCACCAAUCUCCUGGCUCACAUGGUCCUUCUGGAAUACCCUCUCCAGUAGCUCAGAUGUCUACUGCGCCUGCCACGUCGGACUCAGCUGACAGAGUAAAGGAACUAGAAGACAUUGUUCGACGCGGCGAACAAGAACUAGAUCGGUUGGGACGAGACAAUGAUAAAUUGAAUAAAGUCCUUGGGCGAUACCGAGACCGCUGGGAGAAACUUAAAGAAGGAGCAAAAACACGACGUGCGGGAGGCCAAUCUGCUGAUGGUCAAUCCAAUCCACCAACGCCGGUUCUGAGCUCCAGGACUCCUAAUACUCCGCUCUCGCCACAGCCAGAUUCCGACUCGAACGAUAUACCAGCUACCCCAGUGAUCUGA
Molecule: messenger RNA, 1701 nt
Organism: Penicillium angulare
Lineage: Eukaryota; Fungi; Ascomycota; Eurotiomycetes; Eurotiales; Aspergillaceae
Exons: 3
Coding region: 1-1701 (566 amino acids)
Source: RefSeq, a predicted model, not a curated record